CAGUCUCAUCAGAAAAGUUAAGGAAGUGGAAUUCUUGUGGUGUCCGAAGUGAUAUAUCUUUCAAAUAAAAACGAUCUCUUUAACUAUACACACGCCCAGCCUCAGCACCAGCGCAUCCUAAUUUCAUCUACAGACCCCACAGGCAGCGUUCUGUUCGCUUCCAGCGAGUCGUUAUGUCUAUACACAUCUAUGUUUCGCCAUGCCCAAUGCCGAUUUCCGCCUGACUCCAUUACUGCCGCCCCAGCCGCUUUUGUUGCUCUUUGUGCGCGCCUUGCUUCUUAUUUUUCCUGAUGCGCUAGUGGGAGCCACUGACGAGGGCGGCGGCCUUCCCCCCUCCUUGCCCGGGGACAAUGGCUAUAAUGACACAACCACGGGGAUAUUUCUCGAGAGCCCCGUUUUAACUGAAGAGACCCGGUUUGCCCUAAGGGUUCUGGUGAAAGACAUGGUGACACGUCGGUUUUUGCCGGGUGCCACAGUGGGGAUUUACAUGAACCACACCUUGAAUAGUUCCACCUGGACAGGGCAGAAAGGUGAGGCUCUUCUUUGGGUGCCUUACAGCCCAGGGCAAAGUAUGACUUUGGUGGCCACCCUGGAGGGUUAUAUUCCCAGCCCGCUGCCUUGGAGCACGACCAAGAGACCCAUCUUCUCUGCUGUGACAUUGCUGCUGCUUCCUCAGAGGCAAGGAAAUAUUUGGCUAUUUGAAGAUUCUUUACUCAUCACAGCCAAAUUGCCUGACAGUGCCUCUCAACCAAAGAUAAAGAUUCCCAUGAACCUGCUCACACUACCCGACAACAGUAAUGUGUCAUUAUUGACAGCUUACCUGACUGUGCCGCCGUUAGCGAAGGACUGUGUCAACUGCACGCCAGGCAUCAUUGUCAACAUGUCAGUUUUUAGAACCGUUGGUUUGAAGCCGCUGGCGGCUGUCAGUGUCCAGCUCUAUGUGGGAGGGAAGGAGCUCCAGAUUCGUGGGCCCAUUCAGUUCAGCAUACCUCUUGGGAGAAGCAAUCACUUGCGCGUGUCUGACACCGUGCCAGCCUGGGCCUUCAACCUACAGACAGGCGGCUGGGAGAAUCAAGGUUUGGGAAUAGUGACAACAGUUGGUGAGGAGCUGGUUUGGACUUACACGGCUUCCCACCUGGGAUAUUGGAUCGCUGCCCCACUGCCUUCAUAUGAUCAUGGAAGCUCAUUGGAUUUCCUUUCCCAUCACACCCUCCUGCUGGUGGGAAUACUGGCAGGUACUCUGGUGGUAGUAAUUGGAUUUCUGUCUUUGCUGAUAUGUCAGUGCAGAUCCCACCGAGAGCCGAAGGGGAGGCGAGCCCGUUUUUCCAAACUCACAGUGGUAAAAAAAGACCAAACCACCUCCAUGCACAUGGAGGAGGGCCUGCUUUUCCACUCAGGUGAGAACAUUCUGGCUUCCUGUAAUGUCCAAUCUGAUCCUUUGUCCACCCCACGACACAAAGCCAACUACAACAUCUAUGUGGAAGACCCAUCCAGUCAAGCAACAGCUUCUCUAUAUGACAACAUGUCUACUGAUUGUAUCAAAGUUCCCCAAGUACACUCUCAUUACAUCAAUAAUGAGGAGGUAUCUCGAUUUAUGGAGCAGAUGGAUCUGAACCGCAGCAACAUGAACUCUGACAGCUUCUUUCCUGACAAGCUGGUUCAUAUCUAUAACCAUCCAGUUGCCAUCAUUCAAGCACCAGAUAUUUACAGCAAUCAAGAGCCACAAAAAGCUGGCUGCAAGUCUGCCACAUUUCCCCGCAAUGGAAAUGAGUUUGACUCUCACUCAGAUGUGCCAAGUAAAGACAACUACCCCCAGAAGUUUGGCAAAGUCCAAAACAGCCAACAGCAAAGCAAUCCAGAUGAACCGCAGCCUCUCGAGACACCUCCACCAAGCCAAGGCCCUCCUGCUGUAUGGGGUCGCUACAGUAAUCUACUAGAGUCCUCAGUCUCAGUGCCCGGUACCCUCAACGAGGCAGCCGGUAUGGAAGCCUUCAGUGGCUGUCACGGCAUUUCUGGCGAGCUGCAAGGCAUCUCAGAGCGCACUCUGUUGGAGCUGACCAGGGGCAAGUCUUCGUCAUCCCACCCCAGGGCCUGGUUUGUCUCUUUGGACGGCAAACCAGCGGCUCAAGUGCGCCACUCUAUCAUCGAGCUCCAAAGCCGCCACCGCCCUACAAGCAGCAACGACACCAGCCUAGACUCCGGAGUGGACAUGAACGAGCCUCAGCAGAAUAUCCGUGAGGUGCAGCGGGAGAGGAUGUCAAUCAGGGCUUCUUCGCUUCCGCAUCAAGGCAGAAGCGGAAGAUACGGUGACGAGCAAGAUCUGAGCAGCAGCGAGAGCGGCACCACUGCUACCGGCACUCCAGAAGACCACUCCCUCAGGAGCAUACUAGAUGGAAGCAGUGGGACUAUUCCCAACAUUCCCGAGGAGCAAGAUGGUAUGGAUACCUCCAGCAAUCAAGAAGAAAAUGAGCUAAGAGGCACACCCCCACCACGCCGCCUGAAGAAAGCAAAGGUGAAAUCAGAGAAAAGAAACACUAAACAUGUUCGAGAAGGGCGACCUCUGACGAAGCGACGAUAGAUGAAGCGAAAGAGUCCGAACGUGCAGUGUGAUCCAGUCUUGCUUUUCCUCUCCCAGGCAAUGUUGUUGUCGAACUGUGUGAUUGUACAACUUUGCCAAAGAUAACAAAAGUAUUCUGUUCAAGCAUCAAGUACCUGCUAACACAUUCUUAAGAUCACCAGCGAGAUUCCUCUUGUGGACUUAAUGUCGCACAAUCCCUGCACUGAGCGUGCCUUCUUUCUGCCUCCAACAAUGAAGUCAUUUAAGAUGGAGUUAAUGCUGGUCAGUCUGCACAGCGGACAAAACACAGGACAACAUAUGUAGUGCACUUAUCCUCACCAUCAACGCCCGGCAACACAGUGCCGACACACUGCCCCUUUUUGCCUCCUAAAAAUAAACUAAUUAAAGGGAGCGACAACAUGAAAAUCUUGCUGAAGUAAUUUAAUUUUUUUUAUACAUAAUAGUGGAAAAAUGUAAAUAAAACCCAGGAUUUCCAGGAAGUGGCCACCUGACAUGGGGGCAAACAUCUUACCAAUGCUGGAUCUAUUUUAGCCAAUCAUAUGAGUAUCCCACAUUUCCUGCCCUUCCUCGUGACGUCAUUAAUACUCAUGAUCAGUGUUGGGAGUAACGCCGUUAUAAAUAACGCCGUUACGUAACGGCGUUAUUUUUUCAGUAACGGGGUAAUCUAACUAAUUACUUUUUCCGCCGUUACAACGCCGUUACCGUUACUGACGGUCAAAAGCGGUGCGUUACUUACUCUGAAUAAAUUGUAGAAACUACUAGCCGUGUCGAGUCGACUCUCUGCUCUGUUGAUUUGUCAUCCAAGACUUGGAGUGCGUUCAGGUUCGAGAAUAGCGCACGUACUUCUGAAUCCAAGCUGUUUGUCCCUGCUCAUUCAAUUAGACAAUGCUUUCCAAAGUUUGGUAACGUUUCUGUGUUUGCUACACCUGAUGCUAGCCUCGUUCCAAUCUCCCACUGUCAGCCAGCAAUAAUUCUGCUUCCAUCUUGAGGACGGCAGACGCUUUGAAGGUGACGUGAAUUGUCGGGAAACUAGCCUACCUGAAUGCAGCCCCUCGAGAGAUGCGAUGGAAGUGAUUGUGAUUGGCUGAGGGUUAGAGUCAUAUGUCGUGGUAAGCCAAUCAGAGCCGGUGAUUUCACAAGCAAACCGGAACGGCGCAUGCGGCAAACACACACGCAAAACAGAUGCACAGGGUCGGGAUGGCAGAGCAGUCAGAAGAAAAAUUGUCCUUUAAGAGGUGGAGAUAUAGACACUAUUUCAAGGUUGUCGAAAUUAAAGGAAAGAAUCUGCAUGUAAUGUGUAAUUUAUGUCCCGGGCAGGGGUCGCGUUAACCGAAUAUUUUCAGUCGUUGACCGGUUUUUUAAAACGUGACGGAAAAAACUGAAGUCUGUCCGUCAUUUUGACAGGUUGCAAUUCACACCCCAGACCACAGGGUGGCGAGUGUGCAUAUUAAUUAGCUAUUGUCUCUCUUAAUGCAUGACGUCUUUGGCUAUUCUGUCAGAAUAUUGUAGCGUCACUGGGGUCUGGCGGCGGCACCGUGAUUGACACAUCAACGCGAGGUUCUUAUUGGUGCACCCCGUGUGCCAGCGCGUCAUCCAAUUGGUGGACUAGAUUGCCGCCUGUGUAUAGACCCCAAUCACAUGACGUCACAACUCCGCCCCCCCGACUUGAUGCCAUAUUGUGUGUCAGCUCAUCGUGUGUACACAUUACCGCUACGUACAUGCGGCGUGUUUUUCUGCUCGUUAACAUUGAUAAUCAAAAUGGUGAAGGCGUGUGUGGCGGUUGGUUGCAGUAACAGAGAAGAUAGACGGAGAGACUUGAAGUUCUACCGUAUUCUGAGAGACCCGAAGAGGAGAGCGAGAUGGACUGCUGUAAUUCGACAAGAAAUCUGGGCACCAAACGAUCACCACUGACUAUAUAGUAGUCAUUUUAUAUCUGGUAAGAUGCAUUUACUAUAUAUUUAGAAGAUUUUGGGCUGACGACCACAAUUAAGAUCAUUGUGUGACGUUGGUGAUUGGGGUCUAUAUAGUUGCCUCUUUUUCUUUGGGGGUGGAGUUGUUGUUUUGUUGGUGGUGUUGGCGGUAAGCAGAGUAAAAAGAGGGAGAAAAAUACGACUUCCGUGUCUAAUUUUUCGCCACCAAGCAAGCGUUACAAUAUUAAUGAAAAAUGAAUGAAAACCAAAUACUAUUGAAUAUGUCAUCAUUAUCAUUUUAAAAAUUUAAGUGACGGAUAAAAAUAGAUUAUGACCGGAUUUUUAUGACCCUGUCAGUCAAAAUGACAGACAACGAAAAUGUCUAGCGCAACCUCUGGUCCCGGGGCAAAGCUUUUGUCGACAUGUGGUAAGCAAUUCAAAUCUGCUGAAGCACCUAACAAGUUAACUACCUGUCUGUUCUUCGCUAUUCCACUGACUCGAAUACUGCUCAGAAAAUUUCAAAUUCUUUGACAUACAACAAGUUCUUUUUAAAGUAACGAAAAUAGUUACUUUCCAUGGUAACUAGUUACUUUUACUACAGAGUAAUUCAGUUACUAACGCAGUUACUUUUUGGAAGAAGUAGUGAGUAAUGUAACUAAUUACUUUUUUAAAGUAACGUGCCCAACACUGCUCAUGAUCAUGUGCACCUCUUCUCCAACAGUCCCUCAGUGCAUAUGUUCAAUGGUAUAAUUGACGUCACAAUUUGGCUACCCUCUUAAUUGGUGUAGUUUUUUAUGUUUACACAUUUUCACCAUUAUCAGAGGUCUAAGAAAUUUUGCAUUUGCAUACUUCUAUACUUUGAAGUGGUCAUCACUUGAAUCCUUUACCGUAUGCUUGGUGUUGUCAUUCCCUUUAAAUGUUACUAAAACUCAAACGUUGUGGCUUUCGGGUAGGAUAAUGAAAUUUGUACAACUCAGCUGCCAUUUUGAAUUGCAUGGAAAAAUACUGUAGUUUGUUUUUCAAAGAAAUAUGCCUCUCUGUAGUGCAAUUGUUUUAUCUUUGUAGUUGACUGAGUUGCAUUAUUAACCCCGACAAACUAAAUGUUAACCUAUGUCACACUUUUUUCCAAUGUUUGUGUUCCUUGUUAAAUGACAUUUUGUGCCUUGGAAAGUUGUUUUGAACAUAUUUGAUUUUUAAAUUCUUUAUUCAUUGUGUAAAUAUCCACAAAUAAGGCCAUCAAUCUGAGAUUGAUUUUCACAAGCAAUGCCAAAUCCAGAAAUACUUGCAGCAAAAUUGAUGUUGAAGCUGACCAGUUUUGCCAAAUGUAGUCUUCCAUUAUGGAUUCAGGCUUUGUAUUAGUUGCCAUGCAUUGUUGUAUAAAUAUCUUCUGUAAUGUGACAGUGAUGUUGUUGGUUGUGCACUUUUCUUCUACUGCUACUUAAAUCUUAAUUGGUUUAAAAUGCAUUCACAAAACAUGUGGCAUUAUUAAUUUCCGAGUGACCAUAAAAAUAAUCUAUUCUGUUUUUCAAUGUAGCAACAAUGUGAGCACUUAAUGGUACAGCAGGCUUACAGAAACAUUCACAUACAGUAGUCGUCUUUAAAUUACUGUAACUGUCCUCAUACAGCUAUCUCCUCAUCGGUCAUGUCAUGCUUCUUUACAAUGAUUUAUGUACCUACUGUAUACUUUGUUGUGCUCUAAAUUAUUAAACAC
Messenger RNA from Corythoichthys intestinalis (scribbled pipefish), 6199 nucleotides. RefSeq names its product family with sequence similarity 171 member B (gene fam171b). The coding region runs from base 200 to 2578 and encodes 792 amino acids. The transcript is spliced from 8 exons. Lineage: Eukaryota; Metazoa; Chordata; Actinopteri; Syngnathiformes; Syngnathidae. The record is from RefSeq and is a predicted model, not a curated record.